AUGAACCCAAACGCUCCUAGUUAUUCCGCUGCAACUUCUGAUGUGAAUGUUAGAAUGAUGGAGGCCCAGGUGUCUACUUCUCGCGAAGCUGAAGUUAACAGACCAGAGAACACAAAGAGAAGCUAUGCUUCUAAGCAAAAAGAGUAUAAAGAUUGGUGUGAUGAAGCUUUCUUGAUCAUUCCCCUCGAAAAUUGCUACACUGUAUAUGGAGAUAAGCUCCAUUUGUUUCUUAAAGACUGUGUUGUCAACCGAACCCACAGAAGAGACACUGGAAAAACCAUCAAAUCAGUCGAGGCUUUUGUGGAGACAGAUGUCGAGCCUACUGAUAUCCUUUUGCAGAGAGCACUUCCUCUGAUGGCCAGAAAGUUGAUUGACAUGCAGAAUGCGGACAGCAGGUUUCGCAGAGAAGUUCUGCGGGAGUUUGGUGUUCUUCACCAGAAGAUUGACGACUUGGUAUCUGGGAGAAUCCCUCUUUGGUCCCUUCAAGAAGAUGGAGGGGAAAGAGGUGGAGCUAGAUCAACAGAGGUCCAAGCAUUUCCAGUCCCAGCCAACAACUCUGGACCAAUUUCCCAGCUGCCAGACAUAUCUGUUUGGUAUAGAAUGAGCAGAGAUGUGCAGACGAUGCCUGACUUGUGGAGAGAAUGGCAUGUGGGACUCUCUGGCUGUGUCUCCGUACACAAGAUGGAGACGAGAUGUAAAAGAAUUGUCAAUCUUAUUAAAAAAUAUAUGGUUGACAAUUCCGUAAGUGAAGAAACAGCAGUCGAACUUGCAGAAGAAAACCAAAGAACAAGACGAAGAACUCUGGACUUUUUGUCUAAAAAUUCAAGCCAAAUCUUUCAAUGA
Messenger RNA from Phycomyces blakesleeanus NRRL 1555(-), 843 nucleotides. RefSeq lists its product as hypothetical. The coding region runs from base 1 to 843 and encodes 280 amino acids. The record is from RefSeq and is a predicted model, not a curated record. Lineage: Eukaryota; Fungi; Mucoromycota; Mucoromycetes; Mucorales; Phycomycetaceae. The transcript has 4 exons.